Molecule: messenger RNA, 10863 nt
Organism: Harpia harpyja (harpy eagle)
Lineage: Eukaryota; Metazoa; Chordata; Aves; Accipitriformes; Accipitridae
Gene: GJC1
Product: gap junction protein gamma 1
Exons: 4
Coding region: 6688-7869 (393 amino acids)
Biological process (GO): cell communication
Cellular component (GO): connexin complex
Source: RefSeq, a predicted model, not a curated record
GCUCGGAGCAAAAGCUCAGGUGAGCUGGGGUUGAUGGUGUGCUGAGAGCGGGCAGCAUGGCCGUACGCUCUGGGUCAGUUGGACUGAGCGUGAGUGUCUGCCCUGGGAGUAUUUCCGUGGCUUCUUGUAAGAAAAUGAUUCCUUUGCAGUGUCUUUCUCGAAAAAUGGUAACUUGACUGACAUUUCUGAAUUGAAAUGCCAAAGGAUGGGGCAAAAUGGAACAAGGAGCAUAUUUUAGUAUACUUUGACAGAUCACGUUUGAAGGUUUGUGGUUCAGAUCACAUGAAACUUAUUUUACAAGACCAUCUCAGUUUUUUCAACUGUGCUGAAAAUGCAUUCAGCUGCUAUUUGUUGCGGCUACUCAGGUUCAUGACCUGGCUUCUCUCAUCCUUGCAGUGGCUUUUAAAACUGGCUUUAUCAAGUUUUAGAUCAGUUUAAAUUGUGAAAAGUUAGUAGAAAAAUCUUAAGGACUGGCUGUAUCCUAAUGAAAGGGACUACCUUUAGUACUUUUGAGACUAGAAUUGCAAGUUUAUAUUAUCACUGAUGCAGUGGACUAUUGAAUUAUUGCUAAUAGAGAACAUUUUCAUUUAAAAAACUUAAGUGUUUUCUUAACUGAUGCAACAACAUUAAGAUUUUGGGUUUUUUUAAAGCAACUCACAGGUCUGAAUGAAUGACUAUAAAUGAGGAAUUGUCAUGAAAUUUCUGUUUUCUAGAUGGGUUCCACUGGUGCCCAUUCUUAGCCCUUCAUUAGUGAUUGUUUUUGCCUGUUAGUUUGAAGCAAACAUCCAAGUCAUUGCAGAUAACUUGCAAGUGAUGCAAAUAUCAGUAAAUAACUAAAAAAUCGGGGUCACAGACUGAGAGCAUGGCAGCUUGCUUUGAAGGAGUUAGAGAAGAGCCCCCAAAGGGUUGGAAAACAUGCUGACAGUGAGGACUUCUGGCGGUCCCAUCCAUCUCUUAACAGAGGGAAGGUUAAAAGAAAACAGUUUAUGAGCGAGGACGAAGGUGUAGCAAGGCACUGAUCAGAUGCUAGGCAAGUUUAGACCAAUUUUAAGAAUUUGGCAAAGAUUUUAGUACAUACUGAAGAGUUCUAAUUGUAGACACAGUUUUUCUAAAUAAUUUUCUGUGGUUCAAAAGGUAAUUGGUUUGGGAAUUGUGUUGCUUAGGUGAAACUUGACCUUAAAAGGUCUUUUCUGGCUUUGUGUGGUUUUAUAGCUGACAAGGGCAAGAUUUAAGAGGAAAAUUCUUACAAGCUGUGAAAUCUAAUCACUGAUGCAGAGUUUGUGAUGAAUUUUAACACACAGACUUGUUGACUUGGUAAUUUACUGACUGCCAGCAACUUCUGUGACUCCAGAAAAACACCCCAAACUCCUAAAACAUCACUUCUUGCCAAGCAGAGGAUGAGGUCCAGUGCAUUUCUUGUAGUGCUUGCAGUUGUACAUAGGUGUAAUUCAGGCACUUUGGACCAACAAAGCAAGCUAGAAACACACUGUCAGGCGUUGUUUAAUCCUCAGAACGCCCACAUUGGGUGCGUUAUGGACUGGGUUACUGAACCUCCUGUGCCUCAGGUACUUCUGCUGGGGGAGCUGGAGCCAGCAGGCGCUCGCAGUGUGGCUGAUGCUUCUUUUUUGACUGAGCCACGGUGCUGGAGAGUGAGGAAUCGUUACAGCAUAGUGAGCUUUCAACUGAGAGCUGCUAAAAUGCAACAGGGUGCAUGUGAGCCAGGAGCGGGGGGACCCAGGCAGGCUGUGCUCAUCAGGUUGAAUUUUGGUGAUUUGCCAAUGUUUCCCUCAUGGUGAUUUGUACCUGUGAGGGGCCGCGUGGCUGAGAAAAAAAGUUAUGAAAUCAGUCUGUAGCCUCACUGUUAGCAUUGAGCCAGGAAGAGGGAGGCAAUUUUGUGGCUCUUUCCUAAUGCCACUUCAGAUUUUCACCGUCUCUUUUCUAAACAUUGGCAACGCAAAGCAAGAUGCGGCAGGUACCUCAUUAUUCCUUUGCCUUAUUGCUCAGACAGGAUUCUCUGAAUGGCAGCACAAACUUGGACAGCGGUAACAAUCAUUAAACAGUUGAAGUAAAAACCUUGGCAGAUAAUGGACCCCUUUGUUGUCUGGCCGCUCUGUGGUCCGAGAGGAUGGGUGCUGCUGUCUCAUUAGGAGGAAGGUGAUCCUUUCUUCCCACCCCGUUUCCAGCUUUUGUUUUUUGUGCUGCCACUCAACAAAGUGCUUUACAGAGUUUGUGCUCCAGAUUUAUUUAUUUUUAAUCUGGCUAAUAGGAAGUAAAUUAUUCCCAUGAAAAAAGUUCCAUUAAUAUUCCCUACUUUUUAUGCUUGCUCUACUUUAACGCUGUUGACUGUACAGGGAAGCAAGUUCCUUCCUAGCAUCCCUGCCCAGCACAUAGGAAGACUCCCCAAAUUACAGAUGUGCCUCCGAAAACUCUUCGCUGGACCACGGCCCGGUCAGCCCCUCGAGGGUGGCUGCACUGCCGCCUCCGUGCGGAGAAAUGAUCCCAUUUGCCGUGCUUUGUGAAUGAGUAUUUUAUUGCAGAGCCCCACGUCAUUAUCAGUCUUUCCAGCUGGUCUUUGCACUUCCCGCCAGCAGCAGAAGUGGAAUUCCACUGUCCUGUACCUGUGCCAUGUAAUAACAUGCUACGCUUUUUUUUGACUCAAGCUGUGGUUAAUAAUGGUCAAAUUCUAUUAAAUCACAUUUCACUUGCUGUGUUCAGUAUUGCUCGAUGUCUAAAUUCUGCCUCUGAAAAAAACCCUAUACUUUUUAAAUGCCUAAAUUAUCUAUUCAGUGGCCAUUCUUUCUUAUGGCUUUGGUAGGCUGUUCGCUUUCUGUUAAAAGCCACAAAAAAGAAUUUAUCUUCAAAAUGCUCCUUGGAGGGGAAGAAGGGAAUGUGUAGAUUUCCUUUACUGACCUCCUCAUACCAUAAAUAUGAAUCAUUAUCACUGCUUGGGUAGUGACGCAUGGUUCUCCCCAAAUUGUGGACUGUCUGGAAGGUCUGGCUGGGAUUUUAAAAAAAUUGGCUUGCUUUUGUGUAAAACAAAGAUUUAAGGUGAAAGUUCCCAGAUGCGCUGUGGGCUAAAUUGACAUACGGCAACGUAUGGCUGGGCAGUUGCAACGUUAUGAGUUAUUUUCUGGUGAAGGAAAUACUGAGAACGGUAAAUAUUGUAGCAAAAAGAAAUCCCUUUUUCUUCUGCAAACGCAGAUAACUUAGUUUCAUACCUCAGUGUUGGCUAAUAAUUCCUUAAUUAUUACAUUUCAGAGAGGAACCCAGGGCUUUAAGUAACAACACAAGCUACAAGGUUUUGUGACUAUAAAUAAAAAGCUAUAUUUGGAAAAAAUGAAUAGUGUAUUUAUGGACAAAACUGUAUUAAGGGAAAUGUGAUGGAAAAAUUGAGUCAGAUGAGCUGAUGUAUGAGGCAUUUCCCUAUGGAGUCAUUGGGCUGAAAAAUGUUUUAUAUGCCUAAACUUGAACAGAUGCUUCAACACACACACACUCGUACAUCCCCCCCCCAGUUUAAUAUUAGCAGUUUUGUUCAUACCACUGUGAUUAAUUCACGAACCAGCCUGUUUUAGUCUCUUUUCCGGGGGCUAUUGGGUAUUUCCAGAUCAUCCAGGUACUUAAGCCCAUGCUUAACUGUAAAUAUGAAGCAGCCCGGUUAUUAGCAGGAUUUCUUUCAAGCUUUACAUUAGGCAUGUGCUUAAAUGACUCACUGACCUGGGAUUUACAUUUUUACACAGGAGUGAAGGAUUUCUCCCCAUUACCUUGCUUAGAUGAAAAUCGGUGGAGUCAGCCAGCUUUUUUGCCUAAAUAAGGACAUGAUACCAGCUUUCGGCUCUUACAGAUAUUAGUUCCACCUUUUUAGUUACAAAUUUGUCAGAAAACAAUUCCGAGUGUGUGUGCCUGACCUCGUUUAAGAUACUGUUGAAGUACGAAGAGAAGACAUACAUAUGGAUGACCAGCAGAUUGUGCCUACUGUUCUUUUUAGUAUGAAUGUCGCAUUUGGUGGUGCUGGAGAGGUGGCUGACAAUUGCAUAUUAUUAUUUUCCCUUUGAAUACCUGUUGUGGUGUUCCACUCAGCUGUUUAUCUGCUUUCCCAGGCUUCUAUUAUUUGUCUUGUAGGUAGCUGUGCGCAGCGCUUCCUCUCUUCUAAAAAUCCCCAAAGACCUCCCAAAAAGUGCAGUGCGUUGGAGCCUGUUGUUUCCACUUUGCUUUUCUGAUUGAGCUAAACUGAUGAAGGAAUGUGGAAAAAUGACUUCUGAGUCUAGCUGUGGUGCACCUCAGGAAUACACGGCUUACAGGAUGAGCGAUGAUGCUUGUGGCAUCAGGGGAUAUUGACUCCUGCUUGCAGUGACAUCCCAGCAUCCGACAGUCGUGAGUGGUGCAGCCGUGCCAGACUCGGGUAUAACAAGUCAUUGUCUGUAAAGUUCUGUAUCUCAUGCUUAAAAUAGUAGAGAGCCUGGAAGGGUGAUUGUAUUUCUUGUGUGUAGAUGGUUUCCAUGCUACCUUGAGGGUGAGUUUCUGACUCCUUAACUCCUGGAAGUCUUGCUGCGUUACAGAUUCAGGGACACAGCUGACAAGUAAUGCUGCGUGAUCCAAGGGCCUGAGGUUGGAGAAACAUCUGUAGGCAGGCAAGGGGCUGGGUGGUAGAUUGUGCACAUGGGGCUGGCCCCAGUGUUAAUAUAUUUUUAAAUGGUGUAAAAAUAUAAUAAUUAAGGUUCUUAAUGUGUGUUUUGCAGGUGUGCUGUCUUGCAUAUGGCAUCUCCUCCUAAAAAUCUAAAAAUCCCCUGAUUUUCAUGGUAAACAUAUUUAAGUAGUUGAGAAAUUACUAAAUUUUAAUUACAGCAGACAUUCAUUCACAAGAGUUACUUAGCCAACAUUCGAAUAGGUAGUUGAACUAUUUUUAAAAGGAGAAGAAUUUUCAUAGUGGAAACUGUGAUUCCUGGGAUAUUAAAAAAAUAAAAUAAAAUUGAAGUGUUCGGGAGGAAGUACACGGUGAUCUUCCAUAUAGCCAUAUGGAAAUGAUCUUCUUUAUUCCUUGGUUCAUGUAAAGUCUGCACUCCUUAUGGACUGUUUACUUGAAAUGUCUGCCUCUGUGGCAACACCAGCUUGAUUUAUAUUCCUCAGCCUGCUCUUGCUUGCUUUGCAAUCUGUGGCAAAACCUUAUCGAUCUGGGUGUCUGCAAAAUCCGAUUCCCUGGAGGAUUGUGCUGGAGAGAUAUUGACAGAAAUAAAUCAUUGCUGCCCUUCAAGUGUGCCGACUGUGUGAGAUUUGUUUGACAAGUAAAUACUGAAUACCAGUCGGCUGUAAGUUAUCAAUGAUUAAUAACCUGGGGUACCCAGGUUCCUUUUGGCUUUUGCUAGUACCUCUCUUUUAGCUGAUUCAUUAGCGUGCUCUUCCCACAGGCCCCUGGGAGAUGCUCACUCCUGGCUCCUUUAGAACAGCUGCACUGGGUUGGACUGAAGGUCUGCCUGGACCGGAGUCCUGUUUCUGACACUGGCCCAAGCACAGGCUGCAGCAACAGCACGGGAGGAGCAUGUUUGAAACCCUGCUCAGCAUUUUGACUGCUUUCUGCCUAGAGACUUACCCGUUGCAUCAAGCACUGUCUCUUUCUUUCAGUUUUUAAGGGGCUUUUGUUCUCCAGGCUACUCCAGAUUUUACAGCUCCCUACCUUCUUUCCCCCUUCAGCCUUCUCGUUUUUCCACUGUUCGUCCUAUGCCAGCCAGUCUGUACCUCUUCUCUGAAGCUGCUUCUGUUUUCCAUUUCUGUGAUGAGGGACGGUGAGAGUGACCAGAGCUGUACACUGUAGUUGGGAUGCAGGUGAACCACGGGUGCUCAUGGUGACACAGCAGCGUGUGCUGUUCGUGUGCUUGUCCUUCUCUAACACUGGUAAAAUGCUGUUGGCUCUCUGGAAUGUGCUGAGCGGUACCGGAGCUUUCAUGGAACAGCCUGACAGCCCCAAGAGCUGAUUGCUGAGGCCGUCUCAGGGCACAUCUUUUUUACUAUGAAAUUGAGAUUUACUUUUUUUUAUUCAAUGUAUGCAUCACUUUAUCUACAUGGAAUUUUAUCUGCCAUUUUAUUACCAGUUACUUAGAGUCAUAAAGUCCUUCUGCCAUUCCUCAUGGUUGCUUGUCUUCCUUGCCUUGCAUAUUACCGUCAGGAUCCUUGGUCACAUCCCACUCACCUCACUGUUGUGUUUUACUCAGUGUCCUGGUCCAGCACAGGUCCCAGCCUCUCUGCCUGUGAAACUCCACUGGGACCUCCCUCCCUUGCAGGAAAUGACUGUUUACUCCUACUCUUUGUUAUCUUUCACCUAGUUGUUUAUCUGUGCAGGGACAGUUCCUUUUCCCAUGUGGCCUUUCAGUGUCCCUGCAAGAAGCCUUUGAUGAGAGAGGCUCACAGAUUUUAAAAGUCCAGGUAGUCUGGAGCCUUUUGGGAGGCUGGAAGUCCCUUUACAGAAGCCACACUGACUUUUCCCCUGGCAUCUUCCCCAUUCUUCAGCUGGUUUUGAGACUAAUAUAUUCACUCUCUGAUGUUUAAGCAACUUCUGAAGGAUGCAGACACAGGCAUUGAGUGCUGUCUUGCUAACAAGGAGCAGACUUCUCAAAAGCCUGUGGAGGAGACGUAGGAUCUUCAAGCAAAUUCUGGCAGCUGGAGUUUCCCGGUAACAGAUAAAAUUACUUGACCACCAUGAGUUGGAGUUUUCUGACCCGUCUGUUAGAGGAGAUCCACAAUCACUCAACCUUUGUUGGCAAAAUCUGGCUGACAGCGUUGAUUGUAUUUCGGAUUGUCCUAACUGCUGUGGGAGGAGAAUCCAUUUAUUACGAUGAACAAAGCAAGUUUGUGUGCAACACAGAGCAGCCUGGCUGCGAGAAUGUUUGUUACGAUGCUUUCGCUCCUCUUUCGCACGUGAGGUUUUGGGUCUUUCAGAUCAUUCUUGUUGCCACUCCAUCUGUGAUGUACUUAGGCUAUGCAAUUCAUAAAAUUGCCCGGAUGGUGGAACACAGCGAAGCUGACAGAAGAAUCAGAAGCAAAAGCUUUUCUAUGCGCUGGAAACAACACCGUGGCUUAGAGGAAACUGAGGAGGACCAUGAGGAAGACCCGAUGAUGUACCCAGAAAUAGAGCUGGAAAGCGAACGGGAGAAUAAAGAGCAGCAGGCCGCUGCCAAAGCUAAGCAUGAUGGCAGGCGGCGAAUCCGUGAAGAUGGACUCAUGAAAAUUUAUGUCCUGCAGCUUCUGGCGAGGACUACGUUUGAAAUUGGCUUUCUCGUCGGUCAGUAUUUUUUGUAUGGCUUUGAGGUCAGCCCCAUAUUUGUGUGCAGCAGGAAGCCAUGCCCACACAAGAUAGAUUGCUUCAUUUCAAGGCCAACCGAAAAGACCAUUUUCCUGCUAAUAAUGUACGGGGUGAGCUGCAUGUGUUUACUUUUGAAUGUCUGGGAGAUGCUCCAUUUGGGAUUUGGCACAAUCCGGGACACGUUGAACAACAAGAGAAAAGAGCUGGAAGACUCUGGUACUUACAACUACCCUUUUACUUGGAAUACGCCAUCUGCUCCUCCUGGCUAUAACAUUGCCGUCAAGCCAGAGCAAAUCCAAUAUACUGAACUGUCCAAUGCCAAAAUGGCCUACAAACAGAACAAAGCCAAUAUAGCUCAGGAACAGCAGUAUGGAAGCAACGAAGAAAACAUUCCUGCCGACCUGGAAAAUCUGCAGAGGGAAAUUAAAGUGGCUCAGGAGCGCCUGGACCUCGCGAUCCAGGCUUACAACAACCAAAACAAUCCCGGCAGUUCCAGAGAGAAGAAAUCCAAAGCAGGCUCAAACAAAAGCAGUGCCAGUAGCAAGUCAGGAGAAGGAAAGAACUCUGUCUGGAUUUAAUGUUGGCUGAGUUUAUAUAUUGUGUUUUUUCUCCUAGUUUAUCAUAACCAGCAACCCCUUGAAUAAUGGCUUCCAUUAAGUAAAUAUUUGACUGCUUAUUUUCAGGGAUACCGUUGGCUAGUGAUUCAACCUCUCAGAAAGGCUUUAUACGCAUAUUCUAGGAUUAUAGAACUUUAUUCUUCUGUCUUCCAAGUCAGGAGACAAAUAGAUAUAUUUAAACCAUUCUCAUUGAACGGUUUAUGCUGUAUGUACAGUAUUGUAGUACAUUUAUUAUGCACAAUUUUUUGUAUUUGUACACUGGAUCUCUGACGUUACACUUUUUUAUAUUAAUGAGGAGAAAGCAAUGGGUAGCUGUUAGCAUUUUGCUAGUUUUAUUACCGUGGUCUGCAGUUUGUUGUUGUUCUUCCUUGUUUUAAACGUAAAACUUUCUAUGCUGCGUUUCAAAAGUGCCUUGCACAUGCAGACAGCACAGAGGAGUCUCCGGUUAUCCAGGCAGCCCACGGGUGCCAGUCACUGAGCAGCAAGCAGUGAAAGAUUUGGAAAACAUCUGUUAAUGGUGCUCUUGAUUCUGUCCUUUACAAAAAUGAUGCGCUACUUAUAAAAUGGAAGUGUCAUACUAUAGCUACUAUGUACUACAGUUUUUUUCGCCCUGUGGAAAAUUACAGCAAAAAUGUACAUGUGUGAGAGUACUUGUGUUCAGAGUAAGAGUGCCAGCCGUAACGCAGAGAGGGCUCAGACCUCCCUGCAAGCUUUAUGCAACAGGAGGCAAGAGAGACUUCAAACUCCUGUAAAACAUCAAAAAAAAAGUAAAUAGAAAUUACUGGAUUCAGUAAUCCCACAUGUUUAUGUGAGAUCUAUGGAAAGAGAUGUUUUUGAGGUCUGUUGUUACAUAACGCCCCGCUCCCCAAGGGCAUGAGUUGUUACAAUACCUUUUGGGUAAGAUUUCUGUCUUUUCCAAAGUAAUCUGGUUAGAUGGAGUCAUGGUAAUUUUGUUUCUCCGUGCAUUACACUCAAGGAAUAACAUUUCUCUCCCCCCAGCCAGGACACAUGAGCUGUCUGUAAGAGUUUUUACAAAGCCCUUUCCGAAUAUCAAUGAUACUGCCUUAUUCCAGACCCCUCUUCCUUCCAUUAUGUCCGAGGAAUUUAGUUCAGACAGAGCAAUGUGUAUAAUUUAGAUUUCUGCUUGAGAGACCAGUCAGAUUUGGCAUUCUGUGGUUUUGGCACUAAACUUGAAUUUAUAAUUAGAAAACAGAGAAUGCGGUACUUACUGCCUUUGGCGGUGUCUUUUUGGCAAGGAUGUGCAUUAAUGUUUGAGAGAUGCCGAUAAAUGUGUAUGCUUUUUGCUACUAUUUAUAUUGUAUUCAGGACCUUGCUCCGCUCCCUUUAGUUAGGUUUUUGUGCAUUUUAAUAUAUUUUGGGGGCCUGUUUCAAGCGGGACUGUUCUGUUUUGAGGCUACCUCAGUCCUUAGUGCCCUCGUUACAGCCUGGUCAGGAACAGGAUUGAGAAGAAAGGCUCUGUGGAGGACACAGGUGAACCCGUACUCCAUUGUUGUCCCGCAGAACAUCUAAGCAUAGGCUUUAUGUUAAAUUUAAACUAAGGGGAUACAAGCACAUGCUUGCAGUUAUCCUCUACCCAAGCACUUGCUGAAAAUAAGUAUUUUGCUGAAUUGUUUUCAGUCUGUUUUCACUCUGGGACACCAGGCAGUCCAGGCAUAGAUCCCAGCUGUCUCUCAGCUCUGCAUUAGAGAGGCAGAAGUGCACCCAGAGCCAAUGCAACCCUCUGCGUGAGGUCAGCGAGAGCUUUUCCUCUUCACCUCCAGCAGAGACGUUGGGAAGCGAACUUGCUUUCUGGCUUCUUGUUUAGCACUAACUCCUGGCCGCUGCUCCGGGAAAGGAGCAACCUCUGAAUUUUAUGCAGAAAAGUUUCAGGGUGAUGUCUUUAAGUGAGUAUAAGUAAGUAACACAGUAAGUACAUAGCAGUUUUUAAAAGCCUGAGUGGACUUGAGGGCAGGGACAGCUAGCCAGUGAGAUGGGACUAGCUGUGUGGGGUGAGAGGGAGUUUAUUAAUAGUGCUUCCUCUAAUCAAACAGGAGUCUGAAGAGAAGCACGCUGCCUGAAGAUGGGCAGAGAGGCUUUGCCAGCAGAAAGCUGGGAGUGUGAUGGAGAAGCUGGGUGGAAAACAUGUCUGAAAGUACCAGGGAAAUACAUUUGGAGCCUGGAGAUAAACGCCAAUGCCUGGCUACAAUCCACUCAUUAUCCCCAACACUGGGGUUGUUCUUUUCAGCUUCCCAAAAGGGUUACGUUGCUCUUAACCCCUUGUGGUGGUUUCGGAACAGCCUUUCACCAGCCGAAUGGCAAGAAGUGAAAAUCGUUUCCUCUUGCUGCUCUCUAUGCAAACUGCAGCAGUUUCUUAUUAAUGGCUUAAAAUAAAAUUGGUUCAUGACAGCUGCUUCACCCAUUGUUUGUAUUAGCCCUUUCCCAAUUAAUGUUCUAAACCGUUACCUGCUUAAAGCUACUGUCUCAGGUCAGUCCUGUGAGCUUUUGUCCACACCAGUAAAUACUCCCAUUAGUGAGCAGAGUGUAUAGAAUAUUCCAAUCCCAGCACUGAAUUCAUACCGAAAAUGCAAAGUAAUGAAGCUGUUUCUGUUACUGUUUUUUUGUUUUCAUUUUAAUUGUGUAUGAAGUGCACAUUUUCUUUGAAACUGAGUGUUUGUUAUUAGUAGAGGAUGUCUGUUAAAGCUCUAAAUGUUCAUGUCUGUGACUGUAUUCAGUUUCAAAGUAUCUGUUUUGAUUUUUCCUUUUGAAGAAAUGAUACAUGCAUUACUUUAAAAUGCUCUCUUACUUUGGCUUAAUGUAGGCCAUUCUGAAAUAAACGUUCAGAAGAGACUUUUGGACAAAAAAUACUGAACAUAACUUGGGUUUGUCCUGUCAUUCUCUGGUUUUGGAUGCAGUUUGGAAAAAAAAAAAAUCUAUUAAAUCCAGUGGAUUACUCCA